GCUCUCAAUUAACUCACACUCACUUGACUGCUGGAUUUAACUGUUAUAGUCACUUAUCAAAAUGUCACAUUUCUAUGCUGUGGCUCUCUUGGUGUUUACUGCAGGAUGGUGUCCUUGUGCAGCUGAUGUUGGAGAUUUCACUUCAUGCUUGCAGUUCUUCUACAAGUCUUGGCCUCCUAAAGGUUUGGCAGGGACUCAGAUCUGCCAGCGUUAUUACAACCAGUACCGCUUCGCCACAUUGUACAGUCGACCCCGCCGCUCUCCUUGGUUCUCAGCCUACAUGUACGGUGUACCGACAGGAAAGAGGCCCACAGCAUCUUGGAAGUUUGAACCACAGUUAGCGUACCCAGGAGCUGAUGGCAACAUGAUCCCCUUCCCUCCGGGCCCUCUGGACCAGAACGUGGUGGACAGCCAGGCAGUGGAGCCAGACUACAUUAACUCCACCUAUGGUCGUGGCCACUUGAACCCCAGCCUGCACCACAACACCCGUGAGGACCGCUACUCCACCUUCACCCUCACAAAUGUGGUUCCUCAGAAGAAAGGCUCUAAUAGCGGGCCCUGGGAAGUCCUGGAGUGGAAUGUCAACAAAACCUUGGGGGACUACUGUCUCGGAGAGGCUUAUGUAGUGACUGGCAUCAUCCCUUACCAGAAAGACGAUCGCUGGCUCAGAAAUCGUGUUGCUGUGCCUGAGUACCUUUGGUCAGCUUACUGCUGCCCAAAGUACAACAACAGUCUUCCAGAAGAACUGAAGGAUGCCUUCCCCACAUAUGCAGCGAUCGGCCGCAAUGACCGCACCAGCACUGAGGAGAUUGUGCCUAUUAACCAGACGGCAAAGAAACAGUUCAGGGGAUAUGAUGUAAGACAAAUGCCACUGGCAACACUUGAGAUGUAUCUGAAGGACAGGUUUAGCACUGUUGUCAGUGUUUUUUAUGAGCAAUGCUCUGGAUCGGACUGAUCCUGCACAGAUGCUUUGCUAAUGUUAUUCAGUUAUGUUGAUGCUGAUUUAAUUUGAUUCAGACUAAGUAAAAGUACAAACCUUUUCAGUAAGUCGUCCAAAUUUAAAUGACAAAAUACAUAAUUUGUAAUUGCCCUCCAAAAUGACUGAUAGGCAUUUUCUGAUCUGAGGCCUCUAUCGACAGGACGACGUUGCUCGUCAGUGCCUUACAAAACUAUUAAAAAUUACCAUUACAAAAGUUAUCCAUAUGAUAAGUGAGGUGAAGGUCUGGUAUUACUUAGGCACAGUAACUACUUGGUUAAUAUUGAAAAAGAUUGUGGUCAUGGUUAAUAGAAACCAACAUUAACUUCAUAAGAGGAAACAGGUGCACUUCUGCACUGAACUUCUGUUGGAUGCUUUGCCUUAAAGGGGACAUAUCAUGCUUUUGUGAUUUUCUGUGAUUUAUAUACUGUUAUAAUGUCAGAUAUUAAACAUGGUUAAAGACUUGAGGUGAAUAUAUAUAGAAAUGCUCCCUGAAAGUCAAAGCCUGGGCUUCAGCCUGCUCUGAACGCUUCAUUUGCAAAGUUACCUCUACGUAUUUUUUUUUUUUGCUAAGGUUGUUCUAUGGGUUUGUUACAUUGUCCACUUGCAUAUUUCGGAUCUGAUUUCAGCUUGAACAUGUACAGAUGUAUUAGAGAAGUUGACAUUUUGA
Molecule: messenger RNA, 1646 nt
Organism: Thunnus maccoyii (southern bluefin tuna)
Lineage: Eukaryota; Metazoa; Chordata; Actinopteri; Scombriformes; Scombridae
Product: endonuclease domain-containing 1 protein-like
Exons: 2
Coding region: 62-955 (297 amino acids)
Molecular function (GO): metal ion binding; nucleic acid binding; hydrolase activity
Source: RefSeq, a predicted model, not a curated record